Sphenostylis stenocarpa is the source of this 453-nucleotide messenger RNA. The record is from the annotation of a GenBank genome assembly. NCBI's taxonomy places the organism in Eukaryota, Viridiplantae, Streptophyta, Magnoliopsida, Fabales, Fabaceae.
AUGGGUGACAACAUCAACAUAGGCGAAGUCUUAGAAAGAGAAGGCUUUAAGUACAACUUCACAGCUUCAACUGCAACUGCAAGUGACCCCUCGCCACAAGAUGGGGUUAUUAAGGAGCAAGAUCGGUUGCUUCCAAUAGCUAAUGUGGGGAGGAUUAUGAAGCAAAUACUUCCCCCCAACGCCAAGAUCUCAAAGGAAGCUAAAGAAACCAUGCAGGAAUGUGUUUCCGAGUUCAUAAGCUUUGUCACUGGGGAAGCUUCUGACAAGUGUCACAAGGAGAAGCGCAAAACCGUGAAUGGUGACGAUAUUUGCUGGGCCUUAGCUACCCUAGGGUUUGAUGACUACUCUGAGCCUCUUAAAAGGUACUUGCUUAAGUAUAGGGAGUUGGAUGGGGAGAGAGCAAACCAAAAUAAGGGUAGCAACAGUUAUGAAAACAACAUUGCAAACAUAUAA